Molecule: messenger RNA, 2736 nt
Organism: Oncorhynchus nerka (sockeye salmon)
Lineage: Eukaryota; Metazoa; Chordata; Actinopteri; Salmoniformes; Salmonidae
Exons: 10
Coding region: 233-988 (251 amino acids)
Cellular component (GO): nucleus
Source: RefSeq, a predicted model, not a curated record
GGGAUCAGGAGCCUGUUGCACAAAAGUAGAAUUAAGACAUCCGGGAUAAAUGACUCAGCUGAGCUCAAUGAAGCCAAAACAUGUGCGUCCAGGCUUAAUUGGUUGCACAAAGACCAAGCCAGGAUGAGCAGACACGGAUUCAUUAAGCCAGGUGAAACCAAUCCUGGAUAGGUGCGCGCUCACGGCUCACUCAAAUAGACCCCGCCACAGAUCACAGAUUAACUGAUUUACCAUGGCAACUAGAGCCGCGUACUUUUCCCCGUCGGAAGCACAAAUCCUCAUGGAGGCAUACGAGGAGGUAAAAGAUAUAAUUAAGAAGAAAGGCAACACCGCCACAGUGAUAAAGCAAAGAGAAAAAGCGUGGCAAAGUAUUGCAGACCGCCUGAAUGCAUUAAACAUGAACGGGCCAAAACGGACAUGGCAGCAGGUCAAAAUCAAAUACAAGAACAUUCUGCAGAAUGCAGUGAAAAAGAAUACCCACAGACAAGGCACGGGUGGUGGGUCACCAAAGGCUGACCUUACCCGAGCAGAGGACAUGGCCUUGGAGCUAAAUAAAGGCAGGCCCGUCUUAGAGGGGAUCCCUGGGGGGAAAGAGACGAGCAUAGGUUCCUCCCAAGAUGCCACCCGCUUCAUUCAAGUGCCUGGCAGCACUGUGUUCCUGUUAGAGCCACCAGCACAAGCACCAGACGAUGCUGAUCCAGGUGAAGGCCCCAGUGCAGCAGCAACAGCACAUGAUGGAGACGAUGAUGAGGAGGAGACCAUCUCUCUGGAUUCCAGAAGGCAUGAGGACCCAGAUGCUAUACAGUGGGAAAACCAGCCUGGCAACAUAAGCUCACAAGCUAUCAGAAAGUUGUAUGGCAACCACCUCCGGCGCCAAAUAGAACUGGCAGACAUAGACAUUCAGUACAAGAAGAAAAAGAUGGAAAAUCUUGCACUGGAGUCCGAAAUAAAAAAAAGAGGACAAUUAGGAAACUGGACCUUGAAAUAAAAAAACUUGAGAGGGAGCUCCAAGAAGAUGACACAGCUCAAAAUAAAAAUUAGCAAUCAGUACAACCAAGUCAUCGUUAUAAGGCAUCGCCCUCUUUUGCCCACCCCCCAGCACCAGGUGUGGCCACUAGCCUAUAUGAAGGCCCAAAAUUGUGUGUUCCUUUCUGCUCUGACAAUGGCAUGCCCAUUCGUGCGAGAUGUGGUGGAUGAAGAAGCACUUGUGCUGAGGAGAGCCUUCAGGCGAGAAAGGGUCUUCAGGGACCGGUUGGACCCACUGGCCUUCCCUGAUGACCAUCUAUAUGAAAGAUACAGGUUUUCUGCAGAUGGCAUCAGGUAUCUAUGCAGACUACUGGGUCCCAGGAUUAAGCACCGCACUGCACGGAGCCAUGCACUGAGUGUGGAGCAAAUGGUUUGUGUGGCCUUGCGCUUUUUUGCUAGUGGAGCCUUCCUGUACUCAGUGGGGGAUGCAGAACAGCUGAACAAGGCCACAAUUUGCCGCACAAUAAGGAGUGUGUGUCUGGCUAUCAAAGCAUUAGCAGAUGUCUUCAUCUCUUCCCUGGCCACAGAAGACUCUGUGACAUCAAAGAGGAGUUAUAUAGGAUUGCAGGUAAGAGGAUCUACAAAUUACAGGACAACUGUUAACACAUAGUAGGAUACUCAUUACUUUGUGUGACAGGUUUCCCCAAUGUCAUUGGUGCAGUGGACUGCACACACAAGGAUAAAAGCCCCCUCAGGUGCCCAUGAGGCCGAUUUUGUGAAUAGGAAAUCCUUUCACAGCAUUAAUGUUCAGGUGAACAUAACUUUUUGAUAUUGUCCAUUGACGAACACUCUGCAUUGCCAGUGAUGUGCAUUGAUUGGUGUAAUAUUCCUCAUCUUAUGAUUUCAGAUGGUCUGCAAUGCUGACUGUGUGAUCAGCAAUGUUGUGGCAAAAUGGGCUGGCUCAGUCCAUGACUCCAGAAUCUUUCGGGCCUCUGAAAUCUAUCAGUGCCUAUCACAAGGUGAAUUCUCUGGUGUGUUGCUGGGAGACAGGGGGUAUGGCUGCCAGCCUUUUCUCCUGACACCUUUCACAGACCCCCAGGAAGCACAGCAGGCCUACAACCAUGCCCACGCCAGGACCAGGGCCAGAGUUGAAAUGACCUUUGGCCUCCUGAAGGCACGCUUUCACUGCCUUCACAAAUUAAGGGUCAGCCCUGUUAGGGCAUGUGAUAUUACUGUGGCUUGUGCUGUCCUCUACAAUGUGGCCUGCCUGAGGAAGGAGAGGGCCCCCAGAGUGCCACCAGCCAUGGACUGGGACAAUCCGGCAAUCUUCCCUGAUGACGACAGUGGUCGGCUGCUGAGGGACCAAUAUGUGUUGAAUUAUUUUAGUUAGUAUGUGUGCUUUCAAUUUUGGUUAAAUAUGUCCUGCGGUGGCAGAGGAAUUUGGGUUUUUUUGGUUCGUUUUUUGACGAAUUUGGCCUCUUAUGAUGUUUGUGCGGUAUACUGUGUGUAAUACAAGGCUGCAGGGAGGCUACUGCAUCCAUUCAUUUGUCUGUUCAGUUGAUGUGUAUGGAUUUGUCCUGCAUUUAUUUUAGUGUGCAGACAUGCAGGGUGUGUUCUAUACAGACCUUUGAAUGUGUAUGUAUCAUUUUGUAUAAUAUGCUUGGAUUCUGUGCUUUCCAUCUUGUAGAGUCACUGUGACUUCAGUUUCGAAAGGAGCUGAUGGUUUACCUGCUUUGUUUUGUCCUUAUUCAAUAAAGGAACAUAAUGUUA